AUGCGGGGAUACACAGAAUCUCGAAUUCUCUUCGAUUCACUCCCGAACAACUUCAAGGAAAUCACCAUUCAGACGAAGAUACUGGUUGGCAAAGGCGUCGCAUAUUGCAAUGCAGAUCCCGAUGAAUGCGCGCUACGGAAAGCGGCAGUAUGGGGAAAGGAAUCUGCGGUGGAACUUUUCCUCACCGGUGACCAACACACCCCUGAAGAAGCCGCUAAUGCCUACGAACUGCUGCAAAUUGGGACGAUGCGUCCGGAGGUGAUGGACAUUCCCUUGGGAAUCGAAGGCCUGAAAUACUUCAGAAGAGCUCAAAGAGUCAGGGACGAGGCGAACAUCAAGGCUCGACAACUUGCCGUGAAUCGGAAGUGCUUCGAGAGUAUCGAGGACAUUAUCGAAUUGGAGAAUCUUGUGAACGACCGGAAAGCGCUAGAAUUCGUCCAGCAAUGUUACGCGAUAUGCGUCGCCCACAAGUUCCCCAACCUGCCUUUCAGCGAUCCGCUGGGCAUCUACGACCUCCAGACGUGGAUGUUUUACUACCUAGAAAGUUACCGAGACGUGAUCUGUUUGUUCCUAAGCAUCGAGCUGGAGGACCGUCGAUUCUUCCAUAACAAGUACAGAUCAGCGAUCGCGAGGCUACUUCUCGAAAGUUCCCCACCUGAUUGGACGGAGAUCGUGAUGAUCUUCCACACUCUUAGCUAUAUGGGGUAUCAGUCAAAUACAGCCAUUGAAAUAUUCCGUGGCAUUGAUCUCGACCAACUGAAGGUAACAUUGGAGUCAGCUGAUUUCCCCCGGAAUGGAUGCAGCUUACUCUUGAGCUACAUUGCCGAUGUGAUGCAAUCGACGGUUCUGGAAGUAUUACUCGAAUACGUGGAACUCCUUCUGACGCUUGGGGCUGAAGUCAGCCUGACCAGUCGAGAGCACAGGGCCAUCGAAGAGCAGAUGGCGAGUUGUGCCGGGAAAAAAAUGUGGUGGCUGCCUCCUGACGAGACUGGCUACGUCAAGAGUGAAGACGCUUUCGAUCCCACAACGCUGCAUCGUUUGCUCGCUGCCUGCUCGAUGUGGCAGCAAAGCCAUCGUUUCAAGCUGACAAUCGAGAGCGUUCUGAACGCUGCUUGUUGCCCCAUGGACGCACAAAACUUUUCGCGCGUUAAAAACCGAAAUUUCGGUGUUCUGCGACUGAAAUGUCUCGCUGCGAAGAAAUGCUCUCGCGCAGUUUGCGCUAUGCUCCCCGUAACUCUCGUGCACUUCGUCAGGAAACACAGAUGA
This is a messenger RNA of Galendromus occidentalis (western predatory mite), 1266 nucleotides long. RefSeq lists its product as uncharacterized. The record is from RefSeq and is a predicted model, not a curated record. The transcript is spliced from 2 exons. Lineage: Eukaryota; Metazoa; Arthropoda; Arachnida; Mesostigmata; Phytoseiidae. Bases 1 to 1266 code for a protein of 421 amino acids.